CUGUGGCUCAUCAACCAUGUCGCCAACAUAUGAUGCUCUCAAGCUACCAUCGCACAUCAAGACGAUUCUUGUAUCAGGUGCAGGAGGAUUUGUCGGUCAAGAGCUCGUCAAAUUGCUGCUUGAACUCUUUCCUGACGUCAAGCUCAUCGCAACGGACAUUAUCGAGCCGCCAAGAUUGAUAGACGAUGAGAAGCGUUUCAAAGCCAUCAAGGCGGAUCUUGGUCAUACCUCUCAGGUCGAAGCCUUGUUCGAAGGCGAGCAGAUCGGAGGUGUCUUCGCUCUCCACGGUAUCAUGUCGGGCGGCGCAGAGGCCAACUUCGAUCUGGGCUACGCUGUCAAUGUCGACUCAAACUUGAAUCUCUUGAAACAGGCUCAUAGCCAUGCGAACGAGCACGCAUUCAAACCGACCUACGUGUUCGUAUCCAGUCUGGCUGUGUAUGGAGGGCCAAAGGCUGUCCCCGAGAGUCGGGUUAUACCUCAGGACACACCUGUCAUUGCAAAGACUAGUUAUGGGAUCCAGAAGCAGAUUAUGGAGAUGUAUGUGUACGACUACGGACGAAAGGGUUACCUCGACACUCGGUCUAUUCGCUUGCCUUCAGUGACGAUAAGGCCUGGAGCUCCCUCUACCGCCGCCUCAUCUUUCCUCUCUGGAAUCGUUAGGGAGCCACUCCAAGGUGUCGAAUCGAUCUGUCCCAUCGCCUCUUCUAUCGAUGAUCCAAUCUUGGACUCUAUGCCUUGGUACUGUACACGGACGAAGACACUGGUUCGAAAUGUUGCGUAUGCCAUGUGUAUGCCUGAGACAGAAUUUAAAAAGUACGAAGGGUUAGGCAGGAGCAUCAAUCUGCCGGGAAUCAAGGUCAUGCCGAGGCAGAUGAUCGAUGCUCUGGUUGAACAUGGUGGUAAGGACAAGCUCAAGCUUGUCAAGUUUGAGAAGGACCAAGCGGUUAUCGAUAUAGCUAGUACAUGGGCAGGAGACUACGACAGCAGUCCGUCUGAAUCAAUGGGUUUUGAGAAUGAUGAUCCCGCAACUGGCUAUUCAAUGGCCGUCAAGGAUUUCAAGGAGUUACUCGAAGCUCAGGGCAAGUUAGCGUGAGA
This is a messenger RNA of Kockovaella imperatae, 1095 nucleotides long. RefSeq lists its product as hypothetical. The coding region runs from base 17 to 1093 and encodes 358 amino acids. Lineage: Eukaryota; Fungi; Basidiomycota; Tremellomycetes; Tremellales; Cuniculitremaceae. The transcript is spliced from 7 exons. The record is from RefSeq and is a predicted model, not a curated record.